CUUCUCCUCUAGCUCCUUCUGCCCCGAAUACUCAUGAUAUAUACAGACUUGUUUGCGAAGCUGCUCGGCGUUCUGGAAGCCAUUCAGGCUCGUGCUGCCACCCCAAAUAGGCUCUCUCUUGGCGCGGCAGCAAGCGUAGUGGCGUUAACGAUUGUCCUGAGGUACCUCACCGCGAAACAACCAAAGCUCAUAACAGACUACGCGAAAGUAGCGAGGAAAGUCAAUGAUAACGGAGUCGAGUUUGAUGAGUGGGACUUCAUCAUUGUUGGAGGAGGCACAGCAGGAUGUGUUCUGGCAUCACGUCUCUCCGAAGAUCCAAACCUGCGAGUUUUACUCAUCGAGGCUGGUGGAAGCUCUAAAAAUGUCGCGCUAAGCAAGACACCUGCUGCGUUCGCGAAACUAAUGCGCAGUCCAUGGGACUACCAUCUCUAUACUGAGCCUCAGCGAAAUGCAGGCAACAAGAAAAAAUUCUGGCCUCGCGCUAAACUUCUCGGAGGAUGCUCUGCUAUGAAUGCCAUGAUUGCACAAUACGGCGCACCGUCCGAUUUCGACGAAUGGGCGGAAAUUACUGGUGACCAAUCCUGGUCGUGGAACAACUUCAGCAAAUAUAUUCGCAAAUUCGAGAAAUACACCCCAGACCCACGCUUCCCAUAUGUUGAUCCACUCCUCCGCGGCGCCGAUGGGCCUGUUAAGAUUGGGUACAACACCCACUUAUGGCCAGGCUGCAAAGCUUUUAUCGAGGCAAGCAUUAACGCCGGCAUCCCUUUCUCACCCGAUUUCUGCACGACUAAAGGAACGAAGGGGACAAAUAAGGCGAUGACGUACAUCGACAGCAAGAGCACUCGUAUAACUACCGAGUCUGCAUACCUUACUGAUGACGUUCUUGCACGUCCGAAUUUGAAAGUCGUCACCCACGCGCGCGUUUCCAAGGUUCUCUUUGACACCUCCAGUGGCACCCCACGUGCCACUGCUGUCGAGUUUGCCAGCAAAUCUCAUAUGAAUAAAGUCGGGCCCAAGUUCCGUGCACGGGCGACUAAAGAAGUCAUUGUCUCCGGUGGCGCCAUACACUCUCCGCAGAUCUUGAUGCUUUCGGGCAUUGGUCCAGCUGCGCAGCUUUUACGUCACAACAUUCCGGUCGUGCUCGACGCCCCCAGCGUCGGGGCUAACCUCGUGGAUCACCCAUCAGUCAAUCUCCGGUUCAGGGACAAAACGGGAACCACGUUCCACCAUUUUACCCCUCAUAGUUUGAGCACCACGUUCUUGUUGAUGCGCGACGUGCUGCGAUAUCAACUGUGGGGCACCGGCCCACUUGCUUCUAGUAUUGGCGAGUCUGUAGCAUUCUUCCGAUCAGACGACCAGGUGCUCUUCCCACCCGCUGAGUACAACAAUGACCUCGAAGACGCUAGUUCAGGCCCAGGCGCCCCCGACCUCGAGAUCCUCAUGUGUGCCGCCUCAGUACAUUCACACAACAUACCCCUCAGCCCAAAGCUCCAGGCAUAUCAGAUGAUCAUUAUCUUAUUACGUCCCACGAGUAAAGGAUCGCUCCUUCUCAAGUCUGCCGACCCUUGGGAUGACCCGCUCAUGGAUCCCAGCUACCUCGAAACAAAACAUGAUGUCGACGUACUCGUUCGAGGUAUCCGCGCUGCUUUUAAAAUCGCACAUACAACACCCAUGACCUCUUUCACCGACGUGCACGCCUCGCACCACCCCGAACUUGACCACCACAUCUCCGGCCUGAGCGAUGCAGAGCUGGCGGAUGUUGUUAGGGAGCGCGUGGAAACGGUGUAUCACCCGAUAGGGACGUGUUCGAUGGGAGCUGGCGGCGUCGUUGACUCGGAGUUACGUGUUAAGGGCACUCAGGGGCUCCGAGUGUGUGAUGCAAGUGUUUUCCCUAAACUGGUCUCAGGACACCCGACUGGUGCGGUUAUUGCGACAGCCGAGAAGUUAGCGGAUGUCAUCAAGGCUCACUACAAAUCGUAGGCUCCUCGAUGCGUAUUUUUGUGGUACGUUGUUGAUUCUCAUGUCCUUAUCAUGUAAUUGUACUAUGUACUCGUGUUAUAUACCUAUGUGACAAUUAAAUGGAUUGUUGUGCACUAU
This is a messenger RNA of Suillus subalutaceus, 2097 nucleotides long. RefSeq lists its product as uncharacterized. NCBI's taxonomy places the organism in Eukaryota, Fungi, Basidiomycota, Agaricomycetes, Boletales, Suillaceae. The record is from RefSeq and is a predicted model, not a curated record. Gene Ontology annotation, molecular function: oxidoreductase activity, acting on CH-OH group of donors; flavin adenine dinucleotide binding. Bases 34 to 1980 code for a protein of 648 amino acids. The transcript has 13 exons.